AUGCCAUCGUUCCGCCGCAUCCAAGUGCACACGUGGUCCACGAACUUCCGCAAGGCCACGAAGAUUGUGGUCGACCAGGAGCUGCCUAAGCCCACGGCUGGCAACGUGGUGGUUAAGAACCACUUCUUGGGAAUCAACGCCACGGACAUCAACAUUACGAACGGAGGCUACGGUCGCACGUCGCUCCCCAUUAACUGCGGACUCGAAGGAGUGGGCGUCGUGGAAUCGGUUGCUGAGGGUGUGACUGACAUCAGCGUCGGCGAGACCGUCGCCUACCAACAUCUGGGAGCCUUUGCUGAGUACACGGAAGUCCCGACGGCCAAGAUCGUCAAAACGCCGGAGUUAUCUCCGUCUGUGAUCCCGCUCACGGUCUGCGGUGUGUCCGCGUCGCUCGCUCUCGAGAGGGCAGGUGAAAUGAAGUCCAAUGAAACAGUCUUCGUGUCUGCCGCUGCGGGCGCUACUGGACAGUUCGUUGUGCAGCUGGCUAAGCUGGCUGGUAACCACGUUAUUGGUGCGUGCAGCUCGGACGAGAAGGUGGAGUAUCUGAAGUCUCUAGGUGUUGACCGCCCCAUCAACUACAAGAAGGAGGAUCUGAAUGAAGUACUCAAGAAAGAGUACCCGGAAGGUAUCAACCUUGCGUUCGAGAGUGUGGGUGGAGAGUUGUUUAAGGCAGUACUGGACAACAUCGCGAUCUUUGGGCGCAUUAUUGUGUUCGGAAAUGUGUCGCACUACCACGGCGACGCUGGCAUGGACCCGCAGUACGGAUACCAGCAGAACCGUAAGAUGCAACUCCGUUCCGCUUCACUGCAUGGUUUCUUGCUCUUCCACCAUGCUCAGCACGUCCCGGAGCACCUGCAGCAUCUGCUGACUUUGAUAAAGGAAGGUAAACUGAAAGCUGGUAUUGAUCCCACCAAUUUCCGCGGAUUAGAGAGCAUUCCGGAUGCAAUCGACCGCUUGUAUGCGCAGAAGAACAUCGGCAAGCUUGUUAUCAGGUUGUGA
Phytophthora nicotianae INRA-310 is the source of this 999-nucleotide messenger RNA. RefSeq lists its product as hypothetical. Lineage: Eukaryota; Oomycota; Peronosporomycetes; Peronosporales; Peronosporaceae. Gene Ontology annotation, molecular function: oxidoreductase activity. Gene Ontology annotation, cellular component: mitochondrion. The record is from RefSeq and is a predicted model, not a curated record. The transcript is spliced from 3 exons. The coding region runs from base 1 to 999 and encodes 332 amino acids.